CUCACAACAGCUGCACCAAUUAUUGUAUAAAAAUGACGAUCAAGGAGACUACCGAUGCUGAAAUGAAGGAAUCAACUUCCCCAACUACUACUACUCUUUCACCAGAAGAGGAAUUGGAAUUAGUUAUUAAAGGAGAAUUGAAGGAUCAAUUAAAGUUAAUUGCUAAAUCAGCCCAACAAGAUGAUCUUGAUAAUGAUAGAAAACAAAUGAGAGCUUUUAGAUUGUUCUACAACAAAUUAAGAAGACAAAUCACAGCCAAGUUGCUCGUUAGCAUUUUGAAGGAAUUGAAAUGUUCUCAUAUUGUUUCAUAUAUUGAAGAUACUAUCGGAAUGCAAGACGAUGAACAAAAGCCAAUCCCAGAAGCUGAAAUUUAUUUAUGGCUUAUUACAAUCAUCUUUUUAACUGAUAAGAAGGAAUAUCGUCGUGCUUAUACUUGUGCUCUUGAUUGCGUGAAAUAUCAACAAACAUUGGAAAAGCAACAAAAGUCUCGCUCUGUCAAUUUCCUCUUCUCUAAAGUGUAUUUUUAUUUCUCCCUUGCUCAUGAAAAGUUGCCAACCAUUUCCAACAAUGAAUUUAGAAAUAUUUUGUUAGGAAGAUUACGUAGUUGUACAUUGUCUCAUGAUAAUUGGAGUCAAUUUGUUAUUUUGAACUGUUUAUUGAGAUCAUAUUUACAAGACAAGCUUGUAGAACAAGCCAACAAACUUUUGAAGAAUGUACCUGUAGAUCAAACAAUUGGACAUGUUGACAACAGUCAAUUGGCUAGAUAUUUCUACUACAAGGGAAGAAUUCAAAGUAUCCAAUUGGAAUAUUCUGAAGCUUUCAACUCUUUGCAAACUGCUCUCCGUAAGGCACCAAGUGCACAACCAAUCAAGAAAUCUCAAGGUACUGAAUCAAUUAAUCCAGCUAAACGUACUUAUGGUGUUGGUAGAGGCUUCCGUAUCCAUACUAACAAGUUGCUUAUUGUUGUUAGCUUGUUGAUGGGUCACAUUCCAGAUCGUUCACUCUUUGUUAAUACUAUUGAAGCAACCAACGAUAGUGUCACUUUGUCACAAUUGAAGCCAUAUUAUGAACUAACACAACAAGUUAGACUUGGUAAUGUUAACGGAUUUGAAACAAUUGUUGAAAAGUAUAGAGAUCAAUAUAUUGCUGAUGAUAAUUUGACACUUAUUAAUCGUAUUAGACAAAACGUCAUUCGUACCGGUUUGAAGUCAAUCAUCAAAGCUUAUUCAAGAAUUUCAUUUGCAGAUGUCAGUCAAAAAUUGCAUUUGAAUGAUGUUGAUAUUAAUGAUGUUCAAGGUAUUAUUGCCAAGGCCAUUAAGGAUGGUAUUAUUGAUGCCAAGAUUGAUGAAAGCACCCAAAGUGUAGAUACAGCCAAGAAUCAAGAUGUUUAUCAAACCAGUGAACCAGCUGAUGAAUUUGACAAACGUAUUCAAUUCUGUUUGAGUUGUAGAAGUCAAUGUAUCAAGGCCAUGAGAUAUCGUGAAGAAAAGAAGAAAAAGCCAACACAACAAGACUCUGAAGAUUCUCUUCAUUUAGAUAUUGAUGAACUUGUGGAUGAAGAACAAACACCAACCACGGAAAAAAACAAUGAAAAUAUUGAAUUAGAAGAUGAUGAACAAUUAAUUACCAGAGCAACGAGACAACAAACGCAAGAAUAUUUCCAAAAACAUAAAAUCUCGCAAAUCAUAAAACAAAAGUUAAAUGAAGCUUUCAAUUUAAAUCAUCAGGAUCCGGUCGAAUAUUUAUUUAGUACAAAGAGGAUCCAACAACAAGAUUUAAAAUUACAACAACAAGAAAAAGAAUUAAAGGAAUUGACCAAAAAACACGAUGAAGAACUCACUGCUCUUCAACAAAGUAAAGAGGCCUCUAGAGAAGCAUUGAUUGAACAAGAAAAACAACUUGUCGAUCAAUUGGAACAAUUAAGAAAGGAACGUAAAGAUUUGGAAGAUAAAAUUCAACAAACAGAACAACAAAAGAAGGUUAGAGAUGAAAAUAGAAAAUAUAAUAUUGAGCUUUUAAAGCAACGAAAUGCAGAACUGUCUCAAGAAAAUCAAAAAUUAUCGAAAGAAUUAUCUGUAUAA
Naegleria gruberi is the source of this 2081-nucleotide messenger RNA. RefSeq names its product 26S proteasome regulatory subunit S3. Gene Ontology annotation, biological process: ubiquitin-dependent protein catabolic process; regulation of protein catabolic process. Gene Ontology annotation, cellular component: proteasome regulatory particle, lid subcomplex; proteasome complex. The record is from RefSeq and is a predicted model, not a curated record. Bases 33 to 2081 code for a protein of 682 amino acids. NCBI's taxonomy places the organism in Eukaryota, Heterolobosea, Eutetramitea, Acrasida, Naegleriidae. Gene Ontology annotation, molecular function: enzyme regulator activity. The transcript has 3 exons.